GGAGGGAGGAUGGCGGCGGGGGACCCGGAGCAGGCGCGGUACUGCGGGCGGCUCUCCUACCUCUGCCUCAAGCUCACCCUCAUCACCUACUCCACCUUCUUCUGGCUCAUCGGAGCCCUCGUCCUCGCCGUGGGGAUUUAUGCAGAAAUCGAAAGACAAAAGUACAAAACUCUAGAAAGUGCCUUUCUAGCCCCAGCAAUUAUUUUAAUACUUUUGGGCGUUAUAAUGUUCCUGGUAUCCUUUGUGGGUGUGCUGGCUUCCUUAAGAGACAACUUAUGCCUUCUGCAAGCAUUCAUGUACAUCCUUGGGAUCUGCUUGCUGAUCGAGCUGACCGGUGGAGUGGUGGCCCUGAUCUUCAGAAACCAGACAAUCAAGUUUUUGAACGAUAACAUUAGAAGAGGAAUUGAGAAUUACUACGAUGAUUUAGACUUCAAGAACAUCAUGGAUUCUGUUCAAAAGCAGUUUAAGUGCUGUGGUGGGGAAGAUUACAAGGAUUGGUCCCAAAAUGCAUACCACAACUGUGGGGCGCCGGGCCCGCUGGCCUGUGGGGUGCCCUACACUUGCUGCAUCAGAAAUAAGACAGACAUUAUCAACACUAUGUGUGGAUACAAAACCAUUGACAAAGAGCGCUUGAGUGUUCAGAAUAUUAUCUACGUCCGAGGGUGCACGAAUGCAGUGCUUAUCUGGUUUUUGGACAACUACACCAUCAUGGCUGGAGUGCUGCUCGGCAUAUUGCUACCCCAGUUCCUGGGCGUGCUGCUGUCCCUGCUGUACAUCACCCGCGUGGAGGACAUCAUCACGGAGCACAAGCUGGGCGAGCGGCUGUUCGAGGACGCGCGGCACAGACCCGCGCCCGAGCUCGGCGGGGCCGGCUGCUGCAUGUGCUACCCGGGGUGACUGCGGGGACCCCGAGAGCAGUGAAAGCCGGGCGAGCCCUCCUGGUCUGGCAUGUGCUGCUGUCACAGACCGGCGGCGGUGCCACAGUGCCCUCGGUGUGUCUGCGCCCACAGACGCCCCAGAAGGGCCCCGCGCUGCCGCCGCCGCGGGAUCGCGGCGCUGCCGGAAGGUGGGUUUGUGGAUCAUUAAAUCUUCUUUUUGAGUGAUUGCUGAGUGAUACAAAGCCAGAGCAACUAUUCUGGGAAGAUCGGAACGACGAUUUCUGGGAAGUGUCUUCGCGUCUUGAGAUGUCGUAUUUAAAUGUGUGUCGUUUCCAGCCUUAUUUUCUUACUCCUUCCAAGAGAGAUUUCUUACCGAUCUACAUGGUGAUUAUUAAACAUACGUUUAAUAAACGUUUUUUGCUAAUCUUGAUGACUUUACUGACAAUAAUGGAUGUGAUGCUGAUCGCUUUCAUUGCUCAGUUUUCUGUGCCUUUUAAUAAUGGGGCAAAUGCCAACAUGGAAUUAGUCAGGAAAUGCUUGAUAUAUUUUUUUAACGCAAUUUAUUACUGUCUGGCUUUUGUAUAAACUUACAAGAUGUUUGAGUUUUGGAUAUAUCUUUCCUCUUUAGUAAAUUAACUAGGUGAUUUAUGACUUUCUGUUUUUUUGGAGUUCUGUGUGUCAAGAUGUUUCUAAAUUUUGUUGUCAAAAUAAAAGCAGUAAGUUGUUUUUCUUAAAAAA
Messenger RNA from Lepidothrix coronata (blue-crowned manakin), 1616 nucleotides. RefSeq names its product tetraspanin 15 (gene TSPAN15). The transcript has 8 exons. Lineage: Eukaryota; Metazoa; Chordata; Aves; Passeriformes; Pipridae. Gene Ontology annotation, cellular component: membrane. The coding region runs from base 10 to 897 and encodes 295 amino acids. The record is from RefSeq and is a predicted model, not a curated record.